CUUGACGCUGCACCGGCUUUGCGAACAACCAAAACUGCAAAGUAUAAAAAAUGUCCAACGUUGCACUAGACAAAUUAUCUUUUUUACAUAAAUAUCAGUUUCUGGUAGAAGUAGAUCCGAACGUUUAUUUGGGGCUAUAUCGCGGUAUAUUCAGAAUCAAAAUAAUUUUGCCGUCGUUUCCUCAGGCGACAGGAAUAGGCAUUUCAAUUUUUAAGAAUUCAAACCUUGUACAAUUGGAAAAAAUGCCAAAAACCACCGAUCUACUCACAUACAUGGACAGUUUGCUUCAAUUCCUGAAUCAACAGGAGUCACAAACGGCGGAAACAAUUCCUGAUGUCGGAUACUUUUUAGAUAUUUUAUGUCAGCUAGAGCGAAUCAAAACGGACCAUAAAUGCAAAAUUCUCGCCACAAAAAAUUUAUCCAGCUUGAAGCUCUUUGGAUUGAAGCAAAACGAUCAUCAUCGUCUUGAGAUGAACCGCACUUCGGGCGCGGAAUACAUUGUCAUAUCACACAGUCUACCCGAGCUAGGAUCGUCAGGAGUGUUGUUCAAAUGGCAGGCCACGCCAGAGUCGCACACUAUCGCGUUCGUCCAAUUACUAGAACAACUAGACGAAUUCUACGCCAACUUACACAAGAUCGAUGAGCUAUGCCACGUAGUUGACCCGUCAGAGAUCGACUCUCGAACGAGCUGGCGAACGAUUAAAUUUAGCUCGAAAGUUUUCUUGAAGAUUACUUUACAUCCCCUACAGCCUUCCUCGGUUGUGAUAGGUUUUAUUGGACCAACGAAAGAAACGGAAUAUUUAAGAGAACUUUACGAUAGCAAAAUCGAAAAUUGGGACCCGGAAAGCGAUGUGUACACCAAUUUGCUAAGAAUUUUCGAGAUAAUGUCCUUUCCAAUGCGCAUUCAGGAUAAUGAACAUGAGGAGUCUACAGUUAGCUGUGGUAUUUGUAUGUCACACAGAAAUGAUCACAAUCAGAUUCCCAUUGUUUCUUGUGACAAUGAAAAAUGCUCGCUGAUUUUCCACGUUGAAUGUUUAAAACAGUGGUUUCUUUCGUUAAAACAAAGUAAGACUUUUUUCGCCAUAUCAAUAGGAACAUGCCCGUACUGUAAGCAGAAAGUAUCCUCCAGUUUUGAUGAGUUUUUAAGUAACGUGAUGUAA
This is a messenger RNA of Sabethes cyaneus, 1160 nucleotides long. It is a transcript of the gene Fancl, whose product is annotated as E3 ubiquitin-protein ligase FANCL. Gene Ontology annotation, molecular function: ubiquitin protein ligase activity. The record is from RefSeq and is a predicted model, not a curated record. The transcript has 4 exons. The coding region runs from base 51 to 1160 and encodes 369 amino acids. Gene Ontology annotation, biological process: protein monoubiquitination; interstrand cross-link repair. Gene Ontology annotation, cellular component: Fanconi anaemia nuclear complex; nucleus. NCBI's taxonomy places the organism in Eukaryota, Metazoa, Arthropoda, Insecta, Diptera, Culicidae.